AUGACUGUUUAUCACAUUGUUCUCUUCCGCCUCAAGGCCGGCGUGACCCCAGCUCAGGUUGAGAGCUGGGCUACAUUAGCUAGGAACAUGGUUGGCACAGUCCCAGGCCUUGUCUCCUUGCAAGCCAAUACUCCGCUGCCUAUCUGUCUCCCCCGUGCUAAAGGCUUUGACAUGGGCCUUGUGGCUGUUUUGGAGAAGCCAGAGGAUAUCGCAACUUACGCUGUGCACCCAGCUCAUCUCGAAGUUUCGAAGGUGAGGGAGGAAUUGUGCGAAGAUACCCUGGCUUAUGACAUGGAGUUUUAA
This is a messenger RNA of Penicillium taxi, 303 nucleotides long. RefSeq names its product Dabb family protein. Bases 1 to 303 code for a protein of 100 amino acids. Lineage: Eukaryota; Fungi; Ascomycota; Eurotiomycetes; Eurotiales; Aspergillaceae. The record is from RefSeq and is a predicted model, not a curated record. The transcript is spliced from 4 exons.